Molecule: messenger RNA, 3153 nt
Organism: Schistosoma rodhaini
Lineage: Eukaryota; Metazoa; Platyhelminthes; Trematoda; Strigeidida; Schistosomatidae
Source: the annotation of a GenBank genome assembly
AUGGAAUUUCUGGAUAUCAAUCUGGAUGAAGUUGCAUCUGCUUUUCAUGAAGCUAAACGUUUUGGGAAAAGAUGUAAAGAAGCUCCUGAUGGUUCAAUCGAAGUUAAACGAUGUCUCAAAAAGUUUCCAAAGUUCCAAACAUACGUACUUUUAUCAGGUAGCGGUUGCAUUCAUGAGGUUGUCUAUCCUGCUGGUGGUGCACUCAAUGAAUUAAAAAAUCUUGCGCACCCUGCAAGGAAUUAUCCCUUUACUUUGGAUCCAUUUCAGCAACGUGCCAUCCUGUGUAUUGAAAACGAACAGUCUGUUAUGGUAUCUGCCCAUACAUCUGCUGGUAAAACCGUAGUUGCUGAGUACGCGGUUGCUAAAAGUCUGAAGCAAAACCAGCGCGUUAUUUACACAACACCUAUCAAGGCCCUGAGCAAUCAGAAGUUUCGCGAAUUUUCGGAGAUUUUUAAAGAUGUUGGCCUAAUGACUGGAGAUAUAACUAUCAACCAAGAAGCAACUGUUCUUAUAAUGACAACAGAAAUAUUGAGAUCUAUGUUGUACAGAAGCUCUGAUGUAACUCGUGAAGUUGGCUGGGUUAUUUUUGAUGAAAUUCAUUAUAUGAGGGAAAAAGAACGCGGUGUUAUCUGGGAGGAAACCAUCAUUUUAUUACCUGAUAGUGUUGGGCUUGUUUUUCUAAGUGCAACAAUUCCAAAUGCUCGUGAAUUCGCUGAAUGGAUAGUGUUUUUACAUAGAAAACCGUGCCACGUCGUUUACACUGAUUGUCGUCCUGUUCCAUUACAACACUAUGUUUACCCAUGUGGUGGGGAUGGAAUUCAUUUGGUAGUCAAUCAGAACCGUGAGUUUAUUGAAUCUAACUUCAAUCUUGCUUUAAAUACUUUACAAAAUGCGGCUGGCAAUUCAAUUUCUGAUACAAAAUCCCGUGGACGUAAUGGUGGCAGCACCCGUCCUCAACCAUAUUGCUCGAAGUUAGUUAAGUUGGUAAUGGACCAAAAUUUGGAACCACUUAUUGUGUUUUCAUUUAGCAAGAUGGAUUGUGAAUUCUAUGCUAUGCAACUAAACAAAAUGGAUUUUAGUACAGAAUCAGAAAAGGCGGCUAUUGAACUUGUAUUUAAUAAUGCCAUUGAGAGUCUUUCCGUUGACGAUCGAAAUCUUCCUCAGGUUCAGAUUUUAUUACCUGUAUUACGUCGUGGAAUCGGUAUUCAUCAUGGCGGGUUGUUGCCUAUACUCAAGGAAAUUGUUGAAGUGUUAUUCGCUGAGGGUUUUAUAAAAGUAUUGUAUGCUACUGAAACAUUCGCGAUGGGUCUUAAUAUGCCUGCUCGAUCUGUGUUAUUCACGUCUACUCGAAAGUUUGAUGGACGCGACUUCCGUUUACUUUCAUCUGGGGAAUAUAUUCAAAUGUCAGGACGCGCGGGUCGUCGAGGAAAAGAUACACGUGGCACAGUUAUAAUGAUGCUUGAUGAUCGUAUCAGUGCAGAUGAAGCCAGGAGACUCUUACUUGGUGAACCUGACCGACUGGAUUCUUCAUUCUAUCUAACGAAUAAUAUGAUACUUAAUUUACUUCGUGUUGAGGAUAUCAAUCCAGAAAUAAUGCUAGUUAAAAAUUUUCAACAAUUUCAAUGCAGAUCUGAAUUGCCCUAUCUUGAAAAACGUUUAAAUGACACAGAAUCUCUUAUCAAAAAUAUUUGUUUUCCGGAAGAUAUUGAUAUGGAACAGCUUGGCGCUUAUGUUAAACUUCAUCAUGCAGUUGCCGUAUGUGAAGCUGAGAGGUGGACAUUGGUUUCACAAAGAAAAAGUGUUAUACCUUUCUUUCAGGCUGGCAGAGUGGUUCGAAUUCGCAAUCUGGACGAUUGGGACUUCGGAUGGGGAAUUGUUGUACACGUAGAUCGGUCUGAUUCUCCAAUAACACAUUCUGGGCAUCAAAAAUCCAACAAAAUGUCAGUCAUUUGUCUUAUGGAAGUUGCUGAAGACCACAUCCUACGAAAUUCAGAUUCUACAAGAAAACCGAUUCCUUUUUCGUUUGUGAAACCUGCUGAUGGUGUUGAUUUUCAAUCUGAUACUUUUACAUCGGUUAUCCAGUUAGUUUCUGUUCCUCUAGAUUGUUUGUCUGGUAUUUCAAGCGUUUGUCUCAAACUAAAUUCAUUAUUGGAGUGCGACAAUCAGAAUACCGAGCAGUUAUGUAACAAGCUUUCAGUUCAACCAGAUCAUGUAAAACGACGCAUUUGGGAAGGUGUUGAUCGUGCCAAAGCAAAAUUAGGAGGAAUACUGCCAGUAUUAGAUCCUAUCAAGGAUUUGAAUAUUAAAGACGAUCGUGUGAAACAACAGUGCGAGGCGAUUAAUUUAUUGAAAGCACGAAUGGCUAUGAAUCCGAUCUCGAAACGAUCUGAUCUGGACAGUCUUAUUGAUAGUUUCAAUUGGAAAGCUUCUAAUUUACGGAAACUCGAAGACAUUCGUGAACGUAUAAGCAGAACAGACUCACUUUCACAUUUUGACGAGUUGCGUGCAAGAAAAAGACUUUUGCGAAGACUUUUUUUUUGUUCAGAGGAUGAUACAAUUGCAUUAAAAGGUCGUAUUGCUUGUGAAAUUUCAACUGGUGAUGAAUUGAUGCUGACUGAAUUGCUGCUAGAUGGGUUCUUUUCACAAUUCUCACCAGUUCAACUAGCAGGUGUCAUGUCAUGUUUUGUAGCAGAAAAACAAACAAAACAUCGCAUGAUAAAUCUGAGUCCUGUUAUGAAGAAGGCUAUAAAAACUAUCCACGAUAAAGCAAGAUAUCUUGCAAAAAUGUCUGCCGAAUGUAAUAUUAACACGGGCCAUAGUAGUGAGAAACAAUUAACAACUUUGUUCCAAAGUCUCGAAAAUAACAGAAAUAAUCUUUUGGAUGAUGAACAAGCUUAUGUUAAUCGUUUCGUCGGUGAUUUAAUGGAUGUUGUAUGUGCUUGGGCUGAAGGUGUCAGUUUUUCUCGACUUUGUGAAUUGACAAGUGCAUUCGAAGGUAGUGUAAUUAGAUGCAUCAGAAGACUGGAAGAACUUCUAUGUCAAAUGCAUAAUGCAGCAAAAGUUGCAGGAAACUCAGAGUUGGAAAAUAAGUUUUUAGAAGCCGUAAUCCUAAUCAAAAGAGAUAUCAUUUUCUGUGCAAGCCUAUAUCUUUAA